UUGAAAUCUGAGGGAGCAAGUGGGGAAGUAAACCCAAAGGAUGAGAUAUUUGGAAGAUCAAAAAUAUCUGGCUAAGUCGUCCACGUCGGCACAAGAUGGAAUCAGAUAUUGCACUUUUACCAACAAAAAAGCGCAAAAAAAAAAGAAAAAAAUAAAUUUUCUUUUCUUUUUUAUAAUUUUCCCUCGUUUUCUCACUUCCCAAACACCCCUCCGAGUCUCCCGAAUUAUAUAUCUGCUUCUUCUUCUCAAUAGUCUUCGUUUCUCUCCUGAUUUUUCUCCCAAUCCGAUCCGAUCCCGACACGAACAAUUCGACCUCGCUGAUGACAAGAACCUAAAAAAAGCAACCAAAAAAAAAAAGAAAAAAAGAGAAAAAAAAGAAGAAGAUAGAGGGAGAGCUUGAGCUGUUAUUGCAAUGGGUGAAGAGGUGAGGAUGAGCGAGUACGAAGGCGGUGGCAGUGGCGGCGACGACGGCGACGACGAGACUCGAGUUCUCGAGUGGGAGGCGGGGCUGCCGAGCGCCGACGAUCUCACGCCGUUAUCUCAGCCGUUGAUCCCAAUCGAGCUCGCUUCUGCCUUCAGCAUCUCGCCGGAGCCGUGCCGUACAGCCGUCGACGUCAACCGCGCGUCGCAGAAGACGGUCUCGACGCUCCGCGGCGCCGCUCACUCUCAGGGCUUCUCUUCGAACUACAAGUCGUUUGACGAGAACCGCAGCGACGACGUCGAGCCGAUGGUCGUCGAGGUCGACGAGAACGACCGGUACGGCAACGCCGGAUCCGAUUCAAGAAAGUCGCGGAAGAUUGAUUGUACGGAGGAGGCCGAUUCGGCGCUGAGGACCGAGAAUUUCUCGGCCGACGACACGUCGGCGCGGACGCUGAAGCGGCCGAGGCUCGUGUGGACCCCGCAGCUGCACAAGCGGUUCGUGGACGUGGUGGCCCACCUGGGGAUCAAGAACGCGGUGCCCAAAACGAUUAUGCAGCUGAUGAACGUUGAAGGCUUGACCCGAGAAAAUGUGGCGAGCCACUUGCAGAAGUAUCGGCUCUACUUGAAGAGGAUGCAGGGGUUAUCGGGCGACGUUGGGCCGUCGUCUUCGGACCAGCUUUUCGCGUCGACGCCGGUGCCGCAGAGCUUGCAUCAAGAGUCGGGUGGCGGGUCGAGUCAGGCGGGUCAGAGCCACGGGCAUGGAAAUGGGCAGUUUUCGUUUUCUAUGCCUUACCCGCCUACAAUGAUGCCCAUGCCGGUUCUCGGGUUGACCCACGGGCACGGGCACAUGGGCAUGCCGGGUGGUGGGUACCAUGGGUUCGAGUCGCACCAUUACAACAUGGGUUCGAUGGUUUCGUAUCCACAUGGUGCUCCAAAUGACAAAUGAGAAAUCUUUACACAUUAAGUUGAGAUUCAGAAGUUUCAGCAAGUUGGUUGAAGCUAACUCUUGGAACUCAACCUGUAAGCUUGCUUGAUUGGUAAUGUUGAACCUGACAGGCAUGGGAAGGGUUCUUAGGAAUUAUGUGGAGACACUUUAGAGGUAUAUGGGUUUUGAAUGAAUCAGCCAAUGUAACAAAAUCUCCCUCAUUAAAUGCAUGUAUUCCCAGUUACCUAACAGUGGGAGGUUCGUUCCUAGUCUACAUAGUUGACACCGAGGCAUCGAGUACAUUCUUAACCUGUUUCUAGUUAAUAUAUUCUUUUUGCAUCAAUAAGGUAUUAAGCCUUUUGUAACCGAGAAAAUAAGGUAUUGAGCCUUUUCUUUCCAGAAUCAAUGGAAAAAAGUCGAUCUAAAUAUAGAAAUGUCAGUUAGCUGUCCUUCAUUGCGAUAUUGAAUGCUUUUAUCACCUUGUCACCUCCUAUGUCAUGUAUGGAGAUUCCUGUAUGUUUAUGCAAAUAUGAAUGUGGAUUUGGUACAACAAUAAUUUUGCAA
Prunus persica (peach) is the source of this 1909-nucleotide messenger RNA. Its product is annotated as transcription factor PCL1. NCBI's taxonomy places the organism in Eukaryota, Viridiplantae, Streptophyta, Magnoliopsida, Rosales, Rosaceae. Gene Ontology annotation, cellular component: nucleus. Gene Ontology annotation, biological process: regulation of DNA-templated transcription. Gene Ontology annotation, molecular function: DNA binding; DNA-binding transcription factor activity. The transcript has 2 exons. Bases 413 to 1366 code for a protein of 317 amino acids. The record is from RefSeq and is a predicted model, not a curated record.